CUUUUUCAUUACAUGCCGCUCAGAGCAAGGCAACGGUUAGGAACCUGGUCGAUUUGCCCGUAGUAUUUCAUUCUCUCACCCGGUCGGUACACCAUGGGCGAAUUUUCCAACGGUUUGUUCGGUUGCUUCAACAAUUGCAGCCUCUGCAUCAUCACCUACUUCGUGCCUUGUCUAACCGCCGGCAAAAAUGCCGAAGCCGUCGGGGAAAGCUGUUGCGUCUACGGCUGCUUGUCAAUUCUUGGACCUGUGGGAAUGUGGUCAAGAUCGAAAAUCAGGGGCAAAAUCAGGGAGUCGAAAGGAAUCGAAGGUUCCUUCAUGAAUGACUGCCUCAUGCACUGGUUCUGUGCCAUCUGUGCCUUGAUACAAGAAGCUCAGGAGGUACAAGGAGUGCAGCAACAAGCCAUGGUCCGGGAAUAAUAUGCAAAUUUGUGACGUCUACAUCUGGUUCAGUUACUGCUGAAAAAACCCCAAGAAAACCUCCCAAAACAAACUAAAACAGUGAUUUCAUUGACCAGUGUGUUUUUUUUACCCGAGACAACUUCGAGAGUGCUAUUUAUAAACUAAUACGAAUUGUUCGUGAAGUCUACUUUUAAAACAUCAGGAUCUAUUUUUUUACUUCAAGUGUCUAAAUUUUGUUUUAGAAUCUCGUAUGCUAUUUAUUACAGUUAGCGUAAUUACUAUAGUCAUUAAGGGCUGUUCGGGAAAUCAUAAAAAUAAUUGCAGGUUAGAGAAAGAAACUAAUCAUUAAUACACUUUUAGGGGAAUGAGCCCCUGCUAGUAAUUUUUACAAUAUAAAUAAUGCUAAAGUAUUAAUUUUCUAUAAUUUAACUGCCACUCCUUAAAAUUACGACCGGAACACCCCUAAUGUCAGGCGCAUGUAUAGCGAAUGGUGGAUGUGGGUUUAGACGGGUGAGCGAAGGCUUUACGAGGGUCUGCUGGAAAACACAAUAAAACGAGUGGGCGGGAGGGUUCGACUCCCAAAACUCCCAUCUGCACACGUGCCUGAAUAUAAAUAUGUUGUCAAUUCCAAUUUGAAUUUUGAUGUCUAUAUGCUUCUUCUACCUUUUUAGCAAAUCAUACAUCGAUAUAUAUAUAUAUUUAAUGUUUGGUUAUAGAAACUUUCCCAUCUACAGAUGUUUAUAUAUUUAUAAAUUACAUAGUUUAUAAAUAUACCGGUACCUUUUUUAGCUCCUUUGUGUGUGUGUGUGUGUGUGUUUUUGUCACAAGCUUAAAAAUACCUUUCUUCUACGUGUACUAUAGUAUAAUAUGAUAUUUAUUCACCCAGUAAUUAUAUUUAUUAAUGUACUAGAUUAAUAAUUACAUUUCCCACCGACUGACGCAUUGCAUUUUCAUCGAAGAAAAAUAAAUAUAAGAAUUAGGCCCAUAUUUUGUCGAAAUCAAUGUUAUAGUUGAUAAGUAAAAAGUGAAUAAAGAAUAUCGUAUUAGAUAUCAUUUGUAAUAGUUUUUCACAACUUAGUGAAGACAGUGUUGUGAACUAUGUUUUGGUACGUAUGACAUUAAUAUUUGCAAUUCAUCCUCCAUUUAUGUAUCUGAUGCUAUUUUGAAGAAUGUAUAUGUUAUUGUAACAGUAAAAAUAAUAUAUAUUUGUAACAGUAAAAAUAAUAUAUAUCUGCAUAGUUGUGAUAUUUUUCAAUUAAUUAAUUAAUUAAUUCUUGACUGGAAAUGUAAUUCAGAUCUGAAAAUACAACUGAACUGUUAGAAUGGGUAAAUAAAUAAACAUUAAGAUUUAAAAAUAUAAUUUAACAUUAAAUACAACACAACUUUUGCAGCUGAUAAAUAAUUAAACAUUAAGAAUUUAAAAUACAGUUUAACAUUAAAUACAAUUAAAUUCAGGUAAAUAAUUUAACAAUGGGGAUCGGAUUUAGGAAUCCUGGUUUUUAUUUAUUUUAUUUAUUAUUAUUAUUUUUAAAAUAUUCAUUUUAUGUGUUUAAGCUUUGUAAGUAUACAUGGUUACACACGUUUAAGACAACAAUAGGCUUUUGUAAAUUCGGCCCAAAGAAUUUAAAAUACAUUUUAACAUUACAUACAAUUCAUCAACUCUUAACUGGUAAAUAAUUAAACAUUGAGAAUUUAAAAUAUAACUUAACAUUAAAUUACUGACCCUAGUUUUCAAAGAAGACAACGUUUUUGGUUUUUACAUAAACAAGUAUGACAAAAACACGUUGAAUUAGCCAGAAUGAUAAUUUAGACGAGACGAUAACGGUAAUGUGUUAUUUAUCAGUAAGAAAGGCUGCACACAUUUUACACUGACUAAAAACUAGGGUCAAUGCUUUUAAGAAUGGCAGAUACAAUAUAUUAAAAAUGUUCAUGGUAUUAUUGGAGAAAUCCGACUUUUACAUACAGUAUUUGUGUAUCUCAUUUCAGUCAGUACUAUAAGUCUGAUUUAUAUUUAUUAUACACACACGAAUAAAUUAACAUUUAUUUUCUUCA
Messenger RNA from Gigantopelta aegis, 2451 nucleotides. RefSeq names its product protein PLANT CADMIUM RESISTANCE 3-like. The coding region runs from base 94 to 417 and encodes 107 amino acids. NCBI's taxonomy places the organism in Eukaryota, Metazoa, Mollusca, Gastropoda, Neomphalida, Peltospiridae. The record is from RefSeq and is a predicted model, not a curated record. The transcript is spliced from 3 exons.